AGUAACUGUUAACAGCAGCAGAGUGAGACCUCCUCUCAGCUGGUUGAAACAAAACAUCUCUGCUGCUGUUAAGUCCCGCCCCCGGAAACGGAACCCUGACAGCUCGCUGCGCGCGGGAUUUAAUUCAUUUCAGAAGCAGCUCGCGCUCAGAAAUCCGCGCUGACAGUGGACUACAAACAACAACCCGAAAGAGAGAAAUAAAGAAAGAAAGAAAGAGAGAGACAGAGAGACAGACAGACAGGUAGGUAGGUAGGUAGGUAAACAUGGCGACUCCACCGAAGAGAUCAUGCCGUGUUCCCGCCAGUCCCUCCGGCAGCGUCUCGCGCAGAGAGAAGAAGAUCUCCAUCGAGGGAAACAUCGCUGCAGGGAAGUCUACCUUUGUGCGUCUCCUGGAGGCGGCGUCUGAGGACUGGGAGGUGAUCCCUGAACCCAUCGGGAAAUGGUGCAACGUCCAGAACGACAGCACCGACAUUUACCAGGAGCUGAGUUCCUCUCAGAAGAGUGGGGGUAACCUGCUGCAGAUGUUGUAUGAUAAACCCAACCGCUGGUCCUACACCUUCCAGAGUUAUGCGUGUCUCAGCAGAGUUCGUUCUCAGCUCCAGGCUCCAUCUCUCAAACUCCAGCAGGCUGAAAACCCCGUCCAGUUCUACGAACGCUCGGUCUACUCAGACAGGUAUGUGUUUGCGUCCAGCCUGUUUGAGAGCGGCAGCCUGGCGGAGACCGAGUGGAGUGUUUAUCAGGACUAUCACACCUGGUUACUGACCCAGUUUGAACCGGACAUCGCCCUGGACGCCAUCAUCUACCUCCGCGCUCCGCCUCAGCGCUGUAUGCAGCGUCUGAUGCACCGCGGCAGAGAGGAGGAACAGGGAAUCCCUCUGGACUAUCUCCAGCAGCUGCACCGUAAACAUGAAGACUGGCUCAGUGACAGAAAGCUCAGUCUGGACUUUGAGUACCUGAAUGAACUUCCUGUUCUGGUUCUGGACGUUAACGACGACUUUAAGAACGAUCGCAUCAAACAGGAAGCCAUCAUCGACCAGGUCCGAGACCUCCUCUCCACGCUGUAGACCAAUCACAGCUCAGCUCCUCUCCACGCUGUAGACCAAUCACAGCUCAGCUCGUCUGAUUGGACGACCCCGUUACUUUGUAAAUGUUUCUCUUGAUGAAUUUUUGACUUUUUGUCGGAUUUUAAUGCAGAACUCCAGUUUUCUCUUCCUGUAUAUUUUAUAUUUUUGUAGAUAAAGUGUGUGUGUGUGUGUGUGUGUGUGUGUUUACUUGAAUUAGUUUGAUAUUUAUACUUCAGUCUCUUCAUCCUCUCAGAGGGAAGGAGAACUGUAAUGCUGGUUUAUCCUGACUUUGAGGGUGUAAGUGAACACACCACGGUGCUUUCAGGGUCACAGAGUUACAUGUGUUUUUCUGCUGGAAUAAAGAAACUGACUGACUGAAA
This is a messenger RNA of Sander lucioperca (pikeperch), 1444 nucleotides long. Its product is annotated as deoxycytidine kinase 1-like. The record is from RefSeq and is a predicted model, not a curated record. Gene Ontology annotation, biological process: nucleobase-containing compound metabolic process. Gene Ontology annotation, cellular component: mitochondrion; cytoplasm. The transcript has 8 exons. NCBI's taxonomy places the organism in Eukaryota, Metazoa, Chordata, Actinopteri, Perciformes, Percidae. The coding region runs from base 264 to 1064 and encodes 266 amino acids. Gene Ontology annotation, molecular function: ATP binding; deoxyguanosine kinase activity.